ACGCGCUGGACUUGCGAGCAGCAUACAUAUCCAUCGCUAUCCCAUUGCGCGGGCGUCACAAUUGCGUCGCCCACCAACGCCUAUUCAGAGCAGCGGCGACUUGCGUCGGCGGGGCAUCUCGACUGUCCCACUGGUAACCGCUUGCCUUCGACGCAAACCUAGAGCCGCUUAACCUUGGAAACAUCACCUCAACGAGAAUCCAUACACAAUCAGCGUGGUCGCGAUACCAACACCUUCAUCAUGGCGGAGUUUGUGCGUGCGCAGAUAUUUGGCACCACCUUUGAAAUCACCAGCCGAUACACGGAUCUGCAACCUGUGGGAAUGGGCGCCUUCGGGCUGGUCUGCUCUGCGAAGGACCAGCUCACUGGACAGGCGGUUGCUGUAAAGAAGAUUAUGAAGCCAUUCAGCACGCCGGUGCUCUCCAAACGGACAUACCGAGAGCUCAAGCUUCUGAAGCACCUCAAGCACGAGAAUGUCAUCAGCCUGAGCGACAUCUUCAUAUCUCCACUGGAGGAUAUCUAUUUUGUCACCGAAUUGCUCGGCACCGACCUGCACCGCCUCCUCACCUCGAGACCGCUUGAGAAGCAGUUCAUUCAGUACUUCUUGUAUCAAAUCCUGCGCGGACUGAAAUACGUACACUCGGCCGGCGUCGUCCAUCGCGAUCUGAAGCCCUCGAAUAUCCUCGUAAACGAAAAUUGCGAUCUGAAGAUCUGUGAUUUCGGUCUCGCGCGAAUCCAAGACCCCCAAAUGACCGGCUACGUCUCGACGCGAUACUACAGAGCCCCGGAAAUCAUGCUUACCUGGCAAAAAUACGACGUGGAGGUGGACAUUUGGAGUGCUGGCUGUAUUUUCGCCGAAAUGCUGGAGGGCAAGCCUCUCUUCCCUGGCAAGGAUCACGUCAACCAAUUCUCCAUCAUCACGGAACUGCUGGGCACUCCGCCAGAUGACGUUAUUAGUACCAUUUGCAGCGAGAAUACUCUGCGGUUCGUCCAGUCGCUCCCGAAACGUGAAAGGCAACCAUUGAAGAACAAGUUCAAGAACGCGGAUCCGCAAGCAAUUGAACUUUUGGAGCGAAUGCUUGUCUUUGACCCCCGGAAACGAGUCAAGGCUGGCGAGGCUCUAGCCGAUCCAUACCUGUCUCCAUAUCACGAUCCCACAGACGAGCCAGAGGCAGAAGAGAAAUUCGACUGGUCGUUCAACGAUGCUGAUUUGCCAGUAGACACCUGGAAGAUCAUGAUGUAUUCUGAAAUUCUCGACUACCACAACGUCGAUUCCGCAGCACAGCAGGGAGAAGUCACUGAAAACGGAGCUGCGUAACGAAUUAGACGGCCUAUUAAAGAGGCACUCGCCGGCAUUACGGAACCGUGAGAACUGUCUGAAGUCAUUCAAUGGUGCUCUCGGGCACUGAUACUUUUCCACUAUUCGACAGAAAGUCCAGUCAAUGAUGCCCGGCACGGUCGUAUCUUGUGGAGGACUUUUCGCCCAGAAGAUAGGUCUUGGUUGUGGGGGGUUAUAGGCAAGCGGUGCGAUCUAGUCGAUCACACGCAGCGGAGGCUUGGUACUACCAUGAUGAGCCAUGCAGCUUUUGUUUCGAUUCCAUCAAUACUGAAAACCUGAAGUACAUCAAAUGAAGCACGAAAUCACAG
Molecule: messenger RNA, 1646 nt
Organism: Pseudocercospora fijiensis CIRAD86
Lineage: Eukaryota; Fungi; Ascomycota; Dothideomycetes; Mycosphaerellales; Mycosphaerellaceae
Product: mitogen-activated protein kinase
Exons: 9
Coding region: 241-1317 (358 amino acids)
Biological process (GO): protein phosphorylation; cellular response to oxidative stress; stress-activated MAPK cascade
Cellular component (GO): cytoplasm; nucleus
Molecular function (GO): ATP binding; MAP kinase activity
Source: RefSeq, a predicted model, not a curated record